CGAUAUCCCCAGCGACUGCGUUCCCCUCAUCGUUUCACUGCUUUUCUUUCACCAAACGAUUCCUGAAACACGUUUGUUGGAGUACGAGCCUUGAACACCGGGUCUCCUGAGCCCUUUCGAAGACUGCCCAACGACAACCCCAUCUCCGCACACACCUAUACACCACAACCAAGAUGCGGCCUUCCGUCGGCUUCGUGGGCCUGCUGCUCGUAGUCGCACCCACCGUACUCGCUCAGAUCGAGAACGCACCCGACCUCAACACCGUUGCGCCAGGAGGCGACGCAGCGACGAACACAGCAGCCGAGACCUCCGCCGCCGAGACAUCACAAGCAGCGACAACGAAGGCUGACGAGACUGCAACCACAUCACAAGCCGCCACAACGGAAACCACCGAGGCGGCAACCACUGCAGAUGCGCCCACCAGCGCGGCCGCCCAGACAGGGUCUACAAGUGUCUUCAACCUCGUAGGCGCGCCAACACUGGCUGGUGUCGGUAUACCAGACAUCAAGGUCCCCGACACAGCCGGUGCUGCCUUCAUGCAAAAGUCCGAUCUCCCCGACGGAACCGUCUUCAUAUGCGUCGGUGCCAUCCUGGCUUUCUUCGGUGCGGCGGUGCUGGCGUGGCGCGGUCUCGUUGCGUGGUCGUUGCAUCGUUCCGUCAAGCGGGCGGCCAUGGCGCAAAACCUGGCUGAUAUCAAGGCCAUGUCAGCAGUGCCUGGCAAGAAGCGGGGGAUGUACAAUGUAGUAGGAGCAAGUUCGACCAUGUCCCUGGAUCACCUGAACGCUGCCCCCAUUGGCAAGUCAUCAAAGGCUUUCAAGGGUGCGGCUGCCAACACAACACAGCAAUCGCAAUCGUCUCUCUUCUUCUCCCCAACCGCAGGUGGCGCCGCCGGUAUGCGAGAUUCCGUCCACGUAGCAGGCAACCGAUCCUCCACCUACCUGCCUGCGGGAUACUACGCCUCUGGCAACGCAGCGCCCGCUGCUGGAUCACCACAAAUGCACAUUGGCGGCCAGAACCCCAACAAUCUCUCUGCCCUCUCCCUCUCCACACCAGGAAACCGUUUCAGCGCGAGGUCCGGCAUGUCACCACCAGAGUCGCCAUCACUCCCUCCAUCCCGAGGAGGCUACUCCCGCGCCCCACCAUCACGAGACGGCCUAUCCAACUACAACCGCAACAGCGUGGCAACCCUUGGCCAUCAACCCGGCACCACAAGAAGCCCCGUCUACGGCCAAGACAACAACACCGUCAGCCAAUUAUCACUCAACGUGCCAGGUGGCACAACUGUCCCUGGUGGCCGCACUCCCAGCGGAUACCUAGACGACCUCUUCGAAAACCACGGCAACGGAUCCAGAGAACGAUUCUAGUUGGAUCUCGAACAGCAGCCCGCAAAGCAGCGUGCCGCGAGCGCGUCGUGUUGUAGUCUGAAAAGCAGUCCGUCGGUCGUGUAUCGGUUCGCGUAUGCGCAGGGCGUGGUGGCUCGCGCUCGAGCUGUGUCUACGAACACUCUAUCCAUAAUAGAAGAUUACUACCGGGUGUGAGUUGUGCGAGACUAGAAAGGAAGAACGAGUUAUCGAGGUUGUCGAAAGUCAGAGAGAGGAAGAAGCCAGAAAAGAGCGGUGUCUUGUUGAAUAUCCUUUGCUCAUGCAUGCAUU
Messenger RNA from Alternaria rosae, 1652 nucleotides. RefSeq lists its product as uncharacterized. The transcript has a single exon. Bases 174 to 1364 code for a protein of 396 amino acids. The record is from RefSeq and is a predicted model, not a curated record. Gene Ontology annotation, cellular component: fungal-type vacuole. NCBI's taxonomy places the organism in Eukaryota, Fungi, Ascomycota, Dothideomycetes, Pleosporales, Pleosporaceae.